AUGGAAGAUAGGAAAGCGAAAGGAAAAGCCGUUAAAGGGUCUGCAGGUUUUUCAAGUGCAGGAGAGGAUCUGAUAAGCAAAUUACCAGACUCCUUGAUAUCUCAGGUGCUCUUGUAUAUUCCGACAAAGGAAGCUGUUAGGACUAGUGUUUUGUCCAAUCGGUGGAAAAGGGUCUGGCUUUUGAUUCCUGAGUUUGAUUUGGACUCUUCUGAGUUCUCAGAUUACAAUGCCUUUGUGAGAUUUAUGGACAGGCUCCUAGGUUUCUGUAGGAAAGAGAAUUCAUGCUUGCACAAGCUCAAGCUAAGUAUUAGGAAAGAUGGGAAUGAUCAGUCUUGUGUCACUCGUUGGAUAGACUUUGUGGCUACGCCUAAACUUAAGCAUCUUGAUGUUGAGUGUCCUCUUGUGAAGCGUGAGUGUUUGGAAGUGAUGCCGUUAAGCCUGUAUGUCUGUGAGACACUUGUUUACUUAAGACUCCAUCGUGUAUCGCUGGUUAGUUUCGAGUCUGUUUCGUUACCUCGUGUCAAGACUAUGCGUUUGGAAGAAAAUGUAUUUGCCAAUGAGGCGGGUCUAGAGUUGCUUAUCUCGUCUUGCCCUCUUCUUGAUGAUUUGAGCAUUGUUAGAAGGUCAGACGAUAUCGUAAAGGUUGUACGAGUGCGUUCUCAGACACUAACCAGUCUCAGUUUAGAAGCUGCUGGUUGGGAUGAUGAUGAUGAUGAAGGUUUUGAUCAUGAAAACUCGGGUGUUUUGAUUGAUGCACCUAGACUCAAGUAUCUGAAUUUCGAAGAUGAAGUCUCGCAUAGUAAAAUCAUAGGCAAUCUAGGUUCCUUAACCAAGGUCAAUCUUCUUGGCAGUUUCUAUCUGUGGGAUGACUUACAAAGACGUAACUUUUUCACCAGUAUCUCGGGAGUUAAGGAUAUGAAGAUCUUUUGGCAGACUUCUAUGAUCAUGGGCACUAUCUUGCCAUUACCCCAAUUUCGCAACCUGUCCUGUCUGGAAGCAGGGUUAUAUGUAAACUGCCUGCAAAUUCUGCCAGCUUUUCUUGAAAGCUUUCCGAAUCUAAAAUCCCUAACCUUGGUUGUGCUUUAUUCCAGCCGGACGGAAGAAAUAAGGCUCUCGUUGGUGCCUCAGUGUUUGCUGUCUUCGCUCAAGUUUGUAGAGAUAAAAGGCAUGUUCUGGGGAGAGCCUAUAAUGGAAGCAGCAAGAAGAUACGAGGGAUCUCCUUGCAUUGGCGAGGCGAUCGGGCACGUGUCAAAUCAUAGUUUGUUGACCGUUAAAAUGACUCUUAAGAUUUCGAGGUUUGCAACCGGAUUUAAUUGGAGGAAAUCUUUCAAAACACUAAACCCUUCAGCUCAAUUUGCGAUGGAGGAAAGCUUUUCGAAAGAGAAAGGAAAAUGCGGCGAAGGGUCUGCGGGUUUCUCGAGUGGAGGAGAGGAUCUGAUAAGCAAGUUACCAGACUCUUUGAUAUCUCAGAUACUCUCGGAUCUUCCGACAAAGGAAGCUGUUAGGACUAGUGUUCUGUCCAACAGGUGGAAGAGCCUCUGGCGUUUGAUUCCCGUGUUGGAUUUGGCCUCAUCUGAGCUCCCAGACUACGAUGCCUUUGUGAGUUUCGUGGACAGGUUCCUAGGUUUCUAUAGGGAAGACAAGCCCUGCUUUCACAAGCUCAAGCUAGUUAUUCAGAAAGAUGAGGAUGAUCAGCAUUGUGUCACACGUUGGAUAGACUUUGCGGCUACGCCUAAACUUAAGCAUCUUCAUGUUGAUUUUGGUCUAUUGCCUCGUGAGUGUAUGGAAGUGAUGCCGUUAAGCCUCUAUGUAUGUGAGACACUCCUUCACUUAACACUCAAUUGGGUUUCGUUGGGUAGUUUUAAGUCUGUUUCAUUACCUCGUCUCAAGACAAUGCGUUUAGAAGCAAACAUAUAUGCCAAUGAGGCAUCUCUGCAGCUUCUUAUCUCAUCUUGCCCCGUUCUUGAAGAUUUGAACAUUGUUAGAAGGCCAGAUGAUAAUGUAAUGGUUUUACGAGUGCACUCUCAGACACUAACCAGUGUCAGUAUGCGAGUUGGUGGUGGGCAUGAUGAUGAUGAGGUUUAUAUUGAAGAUUUUGAUUUUGAAGGCUUUGCGGUUCUGAUUGAUGCCCCUAGACUCAAAUAUCUGACUUUCGAUUAUGAACUAUCGCCUAUCAAAGUCAUAAGCAAUUCAGGUUGCUUAACCAAGGUCAGUCUUCUUGGCUGUUUAUGUCUGUGGGAUGACUUAGCAACGCGUAAUUUUGUCGCCAGUAUCUCGGGUGUUAAGGAUAUGAACAUCUGUUAUGAUACCUUUGAGAUCAUUAAGAGUAUCAUGCCAUUACCCCAAUUUUGCAACCUGUCCUGUCUGGAAGCAGCGAUUUUACCAGACUCCCUGGGAAGUCUGCCAAAGUUUCUUGAAAGCUUUCCUAAUCUAGAAACCCUAAUCUUGCAUAUAUGUGAUUGCUCUUUAACUUUGAAGGAAGAAAUAAGACUGUCGUUGGUGCCUCAGUGUUUGCUGUCAUCGCUCGGGUCUGUAGAGUUAAAAACCUCAUGCUGUGGAACGCCUACGAAAAUGCAAGUAGCAAGGUACUUUGCAAAGAACGCUGUAAUGCUCAAGAAACUGGUUUUGCAUGUGUCUACGUUAGAAGAAAAGUCCGUCGUCUUAAGGGAUCUCCUUGCAUUGCCGAGGCGAUCUAGCACGUAUCGUCUCUACUAUAAAUCUCCAUACGAAAGCUCUGUCUACGAAAACCCUACCUUGGAAGUGACGAAAGACUCGAUUAAACCGAGCUCUUGCAACGAAGCAAUUCGAGGUUGUCCGGGUCUUAUAGAGGAAAGUUUUUCGAAAAAGAAAAGAAAAACCGUCAAAGGGUCCGCAGGUUUCUUAAGUGCGAGAGAGGAUCUGAUAAGCAACUUACCCGACUCUUUGAUAUCUGAGAUACUCUCGUAUCUUCCGACAAAGGAAGCUGUCAGAACUAGUGUUCUGUCCCGUAGUUGGAAGAAUCUAUGGCUUUCGAUGCCCGUGUUGGAUUUGGCCACUUAUAGGCAUUCGGAUAAAAAUGCCUUGCAUUGUGUCACGCGUUGGAUAGACUUUGUGGCUACGCGUAAACUUAAGCAUCUUGAUGUUGAGUUUGGUCCUGUGAUGCUGCGUAUGGAAAUGGAAGUGACGCCGUUAAGCCUCUAUGUAUGUGAGACACUUGUUUACUUAAGACUCCAUCGUGUGUUGUUGUGUAGUUUUAAGUCUGUUUCAUUACCUCGUCUCAAGACUAUGCGUUUGGAAGCAAAUGUAUAUGCUAAUGAGUUGAUUUUAGAGUUGCUUAUCUCGUCUUGCCCGGUUCUUGAAGAUUUGAGCAUUGUUAGAAUCCCAGAUGAUAAUGCAAUGGUUUUACGAGUGCACUCUCAGACAUUAACCAGUCUCAGUGUUGGAUAUCCUACGAAUUGUUAUCUUUAUUUUGGUUCUGAAAAUCCGGGGGUUUUGAUUGAUGCCCCUAGACUUAAGAACCUGUGUUUCCAAGAUGAACAAUCGCCAAGUAAAAUCAUUAGCAAUUCGAGUUCCUUGACCAAUGUCAACAUUCUUGGCGAUUUCGAUCUGUGGGAUAGUGCUGCUCAAGAAGGUGGCUUACAAAAGCUAGACAUGAUCCGUACUUUCUUCACCAGCAUCUCUGGAGUCAGGGAUAUGAAGAUAUCACGUGAUGCUUUCCAGAAUGUAAAGUGUGACGGGCGUGAAGAAAUAAGACUCUCGCUCGUGCCUCAGUGUUUGCUGUCUUCGCUCGAGUUUGUAGAGAUAAAAUCCGCAACUUUUAAAGUGCCUUUUGGGUUGAAACUAGCAAGGUACUUUGCAGAGAACGCUGUAAUGCUCAAGAGACUUGUUAUGCAUUCGAGAUUUAAUUCUGUUCGAGAAGAAGAUAUCCUUGCAUUGCCGAGGCGAUCUAGCUCGUGUCAAAUCGUGUAUGUUUCUGAAUAUUAA
This is a messenger RNA of Microthlaspi erraticum, 3963 nucleotides long. The record is from the annotation of a GenBank genome assembly. Lineage: Eukaryota; Viridiplantae; Streptophyta; Magnoliopsida; Brassicales; Brassicaceae.